GGAUUUCCAUCUAUGAGUGACUUCGUUGAGGUUAUAUUUAUAGCAAUCGGUCCUCUUUGGACCACAUGUUAUAACCUCUUUGAUAGUUUCAUUUAAUUUAUGUUGUUACUUUGUUAGAAAUAUUUAUCUGCCUUAAAAAUGGGUAAAAAGGGGAAGAUUGGAAAACAGAGGAAGGAUAAAUAUUAUCAAUUAGCCAAGGAAACUGGUUACAGAUCACGUGCUGCUUUCAAGUUAAUUCAACUUAAUCGUAAAUUUGAGUUUCUUCAAAAAUCUCGAGUAUGUAUAGAUUUAUGCGCAGCACCUGGUGGAUGGAUGCAAGUAGCACGACAAAAUAUGCCAGUAUCAUCUAUAGUUAUUGGCAUAGAUUUAUUUCCAAUAAAACCAAUACCUGGUUGUAUAAGCUUGGUCGAAGAUAUUACAACGGACAAGUGUAGAGUAGCUAUCACUCGUGAAUUAAAGACUUGGAAAGCAGAUGUUGUUCUGAACGAUGGAGCACCUAACGUUGGAAAAAAUUGGCUCCACGACGCGUAUCAACAAGCCGUUUUAACGUUACACGCUGUUAAAGUAGCUACACAAUUUCUGAGACCUGGUGGAUGGUUUGUUACUAAAGUAUUCAGAUCAAAAGAUUAUAAUCCAUUGAUAUGGGUAUUUAAACAAUUGUUCAAGAAGGUACAUGCAACAAAACCUCAAGCUUCUCGUAGCGAAUCAGCUGAAAUUUUUGUGGUCUGUCAAUAUUAUAUUGCGCCAGACAAGAUAGAUCCUAAAUUUUUAGAUCCAAAAUACGUAUUCUCAGAAUUGCAAUUAGAACCUACAAAUAAACUCAAUGUAUUCCAUCCAGAAAAGCAGAAGAAGCAAAAGGCUGAAGGUUACCCGGAAAACGACUACACAUUGUAUCAUCCGGUUUCUGUGAAAGACUUUAUUAAAUACGAAAACGGAAUAGACGCUUUGCAGAAUACAUCUGAAAUUUUAUUAGACGAUGACGAAAUCGCGAAUCACGAGAAGACAACGAAAGAAAUUAAAGAAUGUUGUAAAGAUAUCAAAGUACUCGGUCGGAAAGAUUUGCGUUUAUUACUUAAUUGGUGGAAAGCAUUAAGGGAAAUAUUUGUUGAAUCAAAAUCCGAAUCUAACGAUGUUACGGAAGAAACAAUGGAAGACUCCACAAAAUCUCUAACUCUUGAAGAACAAGAAGAUCUGGAGGAUGAAGAAAUUAUGAAGGAAAUAGAAAAAGUUCGAGAAGAGGAAGAAAGAGAAUUGAAACGGAAAAAGAAAAGGGUAAACAAAGAAAGACAAAAAUUAAACGAACGUUUGAAUCUUAAAAUGAUUCACAAGGGAGACGAGGGACCUAAAUUAGAAGGAGACGACAUGUUCAGUUUGACACAAAUUAAAACUCAUGAGGCAUUAGCAACCGUUACCGAUCAGAGUCCCGAUGUGGUAGUAGAAAGCGAUCAUGAUUCUGACGAAGAACGUAAAGUAAAACCGAAAAAGAUAACGUAUGAAAAGGAUAAGGGACAUUUAGAUAGUUCUGGAUUGUAUUACAAGUCGGAGGAUAGCGAGUCAGAAAAAUCCGACGAUGAAAGUACAAAUAGCGAAAAAUCAGGAUUAGGUUUUAGUUCAUCCGAAGACGAAGAAGGUAGGAAUGCUAAGAAGAAGAAAAAUCGAAAAAAUACUAAAAUCGAAGACGAAGAAGAAACUAAUCCUUUGAUAACCGAUCUCGAUUACAGAGAUAAAAAAACUAAGAGAAUUCACAAAGCUCAGUUAUGGUUUGAAAAGGAUGUGUUUAAAAAUUUGGAGGAUGAGAAGGACGAGGACUUUGAAUUGGAUAAGAUGAUAGAGAAUUAUAAGAGAAAGGGUGGGAAAAUUGUGGGAGAGGAGAAGGAGCAAAUGGAGAAAGAAGAAGACGAUACUGACGCGGAAUCGAAUUAUGCGAGCGACGAUACAGACUCUAAUUACGAUGUGGAAGAGAUGAUGGCGCCGAAUAAAAAAGUAAGAAAGAUAGGUGGUAAGGAUGGAUACGAAGUGGUGUCGAAAGAGCAAAGUAAUGAAAAAUUAAAGAAGAGGAAAUUAUCGGUUCAAGAUCUGGCAUUGGGUUCUUUAAUGGUACAAUCUAAGAAGGCUCGACGAGAUUUAAUCGACGGUGCUUGGAACAGAUACGUUUUUAACGAUACUAAUUUGCCAGAUUGGUUUGUACAGGACGAGGAAAAGCAUAUGAAGAAAGAAGCUCCUGUACCGAAGGAACUGGUAGAAGAAUAUGAAAAGAGAGUAGAGGAUCUGAACGUUAGACCGAUCAAAAAGGUUUUGGAAGCUAAGGCAAGGAAAAAGAAACGUGCGAUGCGCAAAUUUGAAAAAGCUAAGAAGAAGGUAGAAGCUUUAAUGGAGAGUACAGAAAUAAGUGAACGUGAGAAAGCGCGACAAGUUAAAGCCAUAUACAAGAAAGCUAAUAAGGAGCCAAAGAAGGAAGUAACGUAUGUAGUCGCGAAAAAACAUACUUCUCAAAAGAGAGCGGUAAGGCCCCCUGGCGUAAAAGGCAGAUACAAAAUAGUAGAUCCUAGAAUGAAGAAGGACAUGCGUGCGACCAAGGCAAAGGAAAAGACAAAAGGACGAAGUAAAAAAAAGAGUCGCGGUGGUGGAAAACCUCCCAGAGGAAAGCCUAAAGUAUCAAAAGGCAAAAAGUUUAAAUAAUGUUGUCCUUUAAUAAUUUUUCUCUUUUAUAUGGACGUACGAAGAAAAAACAAAAAAAAAAACAAAAGAACAGAAAGAAAGAAGUUCUUUGUAAUUAACCCAAACAAAUAUGGUUACAACAAUGGACGACGCAUAUUUGUUUGUAUUGUACAGUUGUUUUUAAGAAAGAGAAAAGUCACAGAAGUAUAAAAGGAUGUUCUUAAAAUACGCUUGGAAGGCAAAGCGUAAUUUCAGAGUAAUAUAGACGCACAUUAUAUAUAUAUGUAUAUAUAAUGUUCAUAUGUACAUAUACGCAUAUACAAAAUAUAUUACAUAUGUAUAUUUACAUAUAAACCAGCGAGUGUCAACAAGUUAUGCGUAUUACGUACGAUAUGCAAAAUGUUUACUUUCAUUCCGGAUACCUAUUUAACCUUAUCUACGUUCUUUGGCUCGACACAGAGAGGGGCCAGACGAAACUUCUUAAUCUGCGCGUUUUCGUUUAAUAAUUAAUUAGAUUUUUUGUAAUAUUAUACGAUUUAAUAAUUAAUUAGAUUCUUUGUAAGAUUAUACGAUCAGGGUUGUCAACGUUUUUGUUCCUAUCCCAUCGAAGUAUACACCUAUAUUUAGUAAAUUAUAUGCCGGAGGACCGAUACUCCUGCCGGCAUUCGGUUAAAAUCC
Molecule: messenger RNA, 3336 nt
Organism: Vespula pensylvanica (western yellowjacket)
Lineage: Eukaryota; Metazoa; Arthropoda; Insecta; Hymenoptera; Vespidae
Product: pre-rRNA 2'-O-ribose RNA methyltransferase FTSJ3
Exons: 6
Coding region: 139-2679 (846 amino acids)
Biological process (GO): maturation of LSU-rRNA from tricistronic rRNA transcript (SSU-rRNA, 5.8S rRNA, LSU-rRNA); signal transduction; rRNA methylation
Cellular component (GO): preribosome, large subunit precursor; nucleolus; nucleus
Molecular function (GO): rRNA (guanine) methyltransferase activity; rRNA (uridine-2'-O-ribose)-methyltransferase activity
Source: RefSeq, a predicted model, not a curated record